ACAUUCCCUGACACUUGUUUCUUCUGCGUUGAAGACGAACGAGAAAGAGAGUAGAAAACUACCGUAAAUUCAUAACUUGAAGAAGAAGAGAAACACGAAAAAGACGAAACUAUCCCGAAAAUGGACCGAAAUAACAUGAGAAAUCAAAAUCCGUUGCAAAGUGGACUGCCAAAACGACCAGCAAUGCCUUAUCUGGCCCAACAUGACGAAUUGAUCAGAUACAUUCACGAUGCAUGGCACAAGGUAAAUUCAAUUAUAACAGAACAAGGCCAACAUGGCACUCCAACAUUCUACCGGAAUCCACCUGAACAACGAUUGACUAAUUUCCAACCGUUCGAUUUGGAAAAGUGGUGGGGCCACAGAGCUGUUCAGAACUAUCACACUUUAUCUCGAGGACAUCAAUAAGAACAGAACAUCACACACACACACACACAUUCUUUCAAAUACUGCAUCAAUAGAAAGCUCGUUUCUAUUUGCCAAUCACAUAUAUUUUGCAUACGAUUCCCGUUCAAGAAAAUAAUAAUUCAUUUUUUUUGUCGUCGUAACGUUUCGUUCAUUUGUACAAAACGCCACACACAAUAAAUACAUUGAUUUUUGCUACAAUUGAAACAAAACAACAAGAGAGAAAAAAAAUACCGAACGCGCGCGAAGUUUCCGCAAAAAAAACACAUUGUAAAGUAUUUGACGAUAGUUUGUCAUAAGAUAAAAAACACACACAAUUAUAUUUCAUUUCCAUAUUUAUUUUGAUUGUUCGUCCACAACUCAAUAUUAACAAUAUAUACUGCGAUGACUUGGUUUUUGAGCUAGACUAAAGUUUGAGCGUCAAGUUUCUAUUUAACCGAGUGGACAAAAAAAGAACACACAGAGACUCCACUCAUUAAAACAAACAACAACAACAAAAAC
This is a messenger RNA of Sitodiplosis mosellana (orange wheat blossom midge), 903 nucleotides long. Its product is annotated as MAPK regulated corepressor interacting protein 2. NCBI's taxonomy places the organism in Eukaryota, Metazoa, Arthropoda, Insecta, Diptera, Cecidomyiidae. The record is from RefSeq and is a predicted model, not a curated record. The transcript has 4 exons. The coding region runs from base 121 to 405 and encodes 94 amino acids.